Oryzias latipes (Japanese medaka) is the source of this 4559-nucleotide messenger RNA. It is a transcript of the gene kmt5b, whose product is annotated as lysine methyltransferase 5B. The record is from RefSeq and is a predicted model, not a curated record. NCBI's taxonomy places the organism in Eukaryota, Metazoa, Chordata, Actinopteri, Beloniformes, Adrianichthyidae. Gene Ontology annotation, cellular component: nucleus. Gene Ontology annotation, molecular function: histone H4K20 methyltransferase activity; protein binding.
GCCUUUAGCGAGACGGGUGUAAGCAGAAGGCCGCUUUAAACCCGGGUGAAAUGUUUAACCCGUUCUGGCUAGCAGCUACACAGCAGCCGAGCUAACCGGAGACUGUCCGCGAGGCUGAACGCUUUUCUUCUGCGCCGGCGGACGGAAAGUCGGGGCUGUUUCUGUCUGAAAUGUUUUCCUCUCCGUUCGGGGACCGUGUCUGUGGCCGUUAUGCGGCAUAUAACCGCAGCUGCUGGCUUCCUGACGCGCACCCCCGUUUCAAACUUCAAACCCCAGUCUUCCCUACCCAAGAGUCUCUCUUCAUCUCGGAGACUAAAUGCAACUGGACCAGGGGGCUUGUGGGCAUGAAGUGGCCGGGCGAAUCCAAGAACAUGGUAUUGAAUGGCAGACGACAUGGGAACAAGUUGACUGGAGAGCAAGCUGUGAGUCGCUCUCAGCCCCCACAGAGGGCAUCGCUGCGCCACGUCAAAAGCCACCCGAGAAGUCGAAGAUGUAGCCGCAGGUGUAAUGGAGCCAGCGUUGAGGCAGAGAGGCGCUACGUGCCCUCCUCAGGAAUGACCGCCAAAGAGCUGUGUGAGAACGAUGAUUUGACCACAAGCCUAAUCCUGGAUCCAUAUCUGGGCUUUCAGACUCACAAAAUGAACACCAGAUUUCGCCCAAUCAAAGGGAGACAAGAGGAGCUGAAGGACAUCAUCGAGAACUUCAAGAAACACGACAAUUUGGAAAAGGCUUUUAAAGCUCUCACGUCUGGCGACUGGUGCCGAAAUUUGUUCCUUCACAAGUCCAAGGCUCAAGAAAAGCUCUUCAAGCAACAUGUGUUCGUAUAUUUGCGGAUGUUUGCCACAGAUAGCGGCUUUGAGAUUCUUCCCUGUAACCGGUAUUCAUCUGAGCAGAACGGCGCUAAAAUUGUGGCCACUAAGGAAUGGAAAAGAAACGAUAAGAUCGAGUUUUUGGUCGGCUGCAUCGCCGAGCUUUCAGAGAGUGAGGAGAACAUGCUGCUGCGCCACGGCGAGAAUGACUUCAGUGUCAUGUACUCCACACGCAAGAACUGCGCCCAGCUUUGGCUUGGGCCCGCUGCGUUCAUCAAUCACGAUUGUCGACCAAACUGCAAGUUUGUGUCGACGGGACGGGACACGGCCUGCGUGAAGGUCCUCAGAGACAUUGAGCCAGGAGAGGAAAUCUCUUGUUACUACGGAGAUGGCUUCUUUGGGGAGAGCAAUGAGUUCUGUGAAUGCUACACCUGUGAAAGACGGGGUACCGGGGCUUUCAAAUCCAAAGCUGGACUGCCAGUGGAGGCGCCGGUCAUCAACAGCAAGUAUGGGUUGCGGGAGACGGACAAACGGCUCAACAGGCUGAAGAAACUCGGAGAAGGAAACCGGAGUUCAGACAGUCACUCUGUGGGCUCUCACACUGACCUAGACUCUCAGGAAAUGCCAAAAACACAUCAAGCAGUCAGAAAGAGAACACCAUCUUCAUCAUCAUCCUCAUCUGGCUUGAAGUACAAAAACAGGACACAAAGCAGGCAGACUCUGUCGAGAGCCCUCUCUACCUCAUGUUCAAAGCAAGGUCGUGUAAACAACAACAACAACAACAACAGGGUACCAAAGAGACUGAAAUCCCAAUCCAAGCCUUCACUCAGCAAGGUCCAGCUGCGAAGUCAGAGAAGAGGGGUGGAGCCCAGGGCACCAGCCCGAGCGGACUGUCAGCUGGGUCUCAGGGACUCGAAGGGAUUGACGUGUAAAGACGUCGCCAUUAAGAAGGAAAAGGAUGCACAGGAACCGGGUCAGUUAGCACUGAGUCAGCAAGGCUGCCUUACGCGGCACGCUACCAGGGAGUGCAGCAGCCAUCCAGCUGCGCAGGGCGGCAAGAGCUCCUCCUACAGAACUCGCAGGUCCACAAGGACCCUUGUAAAGGCCCAGGAACUAGUAACUUGUGUCAAACUGGAGCCCAGCGCCAUGGAUGGCUUAAGCCCAGUCCCUGGCGGUGUGGUCAUCAAGACUGAGCCAGCAGAUAUGGAGGAGUACCUCCACCAUGGAGUUGGCCUGGAGCAGCCAAUGUUGGACUCUGGUUAUGCCAGAAGAGGCUUGCGCACCAGCUGGAAGCGGCUGCCGCGGUCCAGGACUGAUCGGACAGUUAAAUGCGAGGGCUCAAACUGUGAGCCGUUCAUGUCUGGGGCCGUGGGCCAUCCCCCCGACUUCUCAGACUGUGCUAACGGACUUUCCGGCUUCGCCAGCAGACACAGGGACUAUAACUGUAUUGCCAGUGGCGCCAAGUCCCUCCACGGGGAUAAAGGGAAGAGCAGCUACCGCUCCCAGGAUAAGGGGAAAAAGAAGCGACGCAUCACGCGAUACGACGCUCAGCUGAUCCUGGAAAACAACACAGGAAUCCCAAAACUGACGCUCCGCCGGCGGAGGGACAGCAGCAGCAGCAAGACCAACGACGCCAACGACAUUGGCUCCUCCACCCUCUCCGCAUCCACCGUCAGCUCGGCCUCUUCCAGCAAAAUCAGCAUCAAGUUCAGCAAGGACCAUGACAAGGACAAAGGCAGCUCGUACGUGGCCAAACUGAACAACGGCUUCACCCCCAUCGUCCACAGCAACUCAACCAAAUUAAAAAUCCAGCUGAAGAGGGAGGACGACGCUCGCCAGACUUCACAGGCCGCCUACCACGGGGACGUGGUUCAGAGCCUGGACACCCGGAUCGGUGGGUAUCGAACCCAGAAGGUUCUGGCCGAACCUUCGUCUGAUGAGGAUGAUGAGGAGGAUGAUGAUGAUGAGGAGGGGGAGGAUGAUGACGACUAUUUUGACAAUGAAUUUGAAGAUGACUUCAUUCCACUUCCCCCAGCAAAGCGGCUCCGCCUCAUUGUGGGCAAAGACUCCAUCGACAUUGACAUCACCUCCAGGAGGAGAGAGGAUCAGUCUCUGAGGCUCAACGCGUGAACGCCCCCUGUACAUAGAGACAACCGACCAAUCAACUGUUGUGUUGAUGUAAAAACAAAAAAAUGAUUAAAAAACUAGAGCAUUAGUCAUCUGAAUGAGGGUGCUGUUAACUUAAAACAAAUCUCUGUUGUUCACCAAACUUAAAAAGUUUCACUCUAGUUGCCAUGAUGACGUCUCUGCAUCACCCGGCAGGAACUCUUGUUCUUUGUGAAGUGAAAGCUGGACAUUUGUUUUAAGUUGACCCGUUCCUUGUUGUGUUGGACCUUGUAGAAAGUGUACAGUCCCCUCUGCCAUAGGCAGGACUUGGUUCUGGUCUCGGUGCGACUUUCGGCUCCAGGUGCGUCAUUUCGUCCAUCUGUUGCCAUGUUCUCAUUAUGUUGUCAUUGUUCUGUAAAGAUUCCUCUCUGAUGACGAGACGUUUUACCAGGUAAUCAAGCGUUUCUGGGUGGGGCUAAUUGGUUGUUAAAAUCUGAACUGGUGAUCUUCAUCCUCCUGAGUUUCAACCCUCUAGCUGUUCCAAAGGGAGCUACAUGGUUCCCAGCAUAUAGAUGAAGUUAACAGACUUUAAAUCUGAUGAUUUGUUUAAUUCCAAGGUUUUUUAAGGAUGUUGUCCUUCAAUACAUUCACUGCUUCUAUUUAAAUGAGGGGCGGGUCAGUUAAUGGGUCUAAUAGUUUGACCAUUGAAGCAACAACUGCAGGGUUCACUCAGUGGAAUCGAGUGGCGGGUGUCUGUGGUUGGUGAAGGAGACUCCCUGGGCUCCAAAAACAGCAAAACCAUGACCUGAGAGCAUCAGGCGUCUCCAUAAUGACAACAUGGCACGUGCAUUGAAUUUGGUGAAGAUGAUGUACAGACCAGGCGGACUCAUCACUGAUUUAAUGUAUCGUUUCCCUGAAUCAUGAUUCUGCAGCCCUGCGGACUCAGGGGGCGGGCGUCUCCUCUCUGGUGUUGCAUUCCUUUGGGCUUGGACACGUCAACAUCUCCUCCCCAGAUGCCUCAGAUAUUUGGAGAGGGGGUGAACCUGUGGAGCAGAGGGGGAGAGGAGCAGGUCUCUGGCUGCUCAACAGUAGAUAGCUGAUUGUUUUGUCCAUUUCAACAGAGUUUAGAAGAACUGGAAGGAAGGUGUUGUAGAAGCUGGACCAGGCCUAGUGUGUAAUUGGACUUCCUGUCUGCGCAGUAGUUAACCAAACCGGCUUCAUCUGACUUAGAGGAACAUUUCUUGUGUGUGGAGUAGCAGCAGAGGCGUUAGAGCUGCCAUCAUUCCUGGAGACCUCCCACCAAGGCUGUUCCUUUAACCCGGAUCUGCUCCAGGCCUUCUGUACCUUUUUCUGUUGUUGGGGCGUAAGCUGAUGGAGGUCCACAAAGGUGGUCGACCCAGACCCGCACCGUUCACAUCACCAGCAGCUGUUCUCAUCACACCCUGUGGACUCUUGAAGGUGUCCUGUCUAUGUGCUCUCUGUUCAUAAACUAAUGUGAAAAGAUUGGGGACAUUUUAGCGUGUAAAGAGAAUCCAGAUGGGCGAUGCAGAUAUUGCCCAGUAUGUAAAUCAUGUGAACACAUCUUGUACCUAUUUAACAGUUUUGAAUACUUGAAGACUAUAUAAAGUUUCUUUGUGACUCUUG